Messenger RNA from Closterium sp. NIES-67, 1011 nucleotides. The record is from the annotation of a GenBank genome assembly. NCBI's taxonomy places the organism in Eukaryota, Viridiplantae, Streptophyta, Zygnematophyceae, Desmidiales, Closteriaceae.
CUCAUUUUCUGUUUCCGUUUUUUUUUGCUGGAAGCCGCAGAGCACGAUUUGGCGUGCACAGUGGCGUCAGUGAGGCAGAGGUUGUUCGGCCAUGGCGUCCACUCUUCGCGUUACCACAUGCCCUUUAUCGUCGUCGGCGUUCGUCACUCGCAAUGAUCUGCGCAGCCAUGCGACUGUAGCCGGGGCCAUGGGGAGAGGACGCACCCCCGCGGCGGUCGUCCCCGCAUUCACCAAGCAGCCGCGGGCGCAGGCAGCGGACAAGGCGAAGAAGGGCCGCGUGGACACCCUCUUCGACGGCUCCUUCGAAUACACCUCCUGGUACGUGGUGUUUAACGAGCUCACAGCGCUGGGGCUGAGGAGUGUGUCGCCGGAGGAGGCAGCAGCCAUGGCGUACGGCACCACCGAGGCCGGGGAGGGCAGCGCGGCCAGUGGGCGUGCGGAGGGCGGGUUGGCGGUGCUGCUGGACGUGCGGGAGGCGGGGGACUACGAGGCGGUGCACGCGCGUGGGGCGGUGAGCGCGCCGCUGUUCCGCCUCAUCCAGGGCGACGGGCUUACCGCGUGGGCGCGCCGCGCAGGGUACGCCGCCAUGGGCGACUUCCGCGGCACGGAGCGGAACCCCGACCUGCUGGCCCAGGCACUGGCCGCCGUGGGGGGGGACAGGACCCGCCGCGUGAUCGUGAUGUGCGGGCGAGGGGGCACCCUGCAGAAUGUGUCGAUGCGCAAAGGCAUGGAGUUCAGAGACCCGGACAAGCGCUUCGGCAUCCAGUCCAGGUCUCUCAAGGCGUGCUACGAGCUGCACGUGGCGGGGUUCACAAACCUCCUCCAUGUGGACGGUGGGCUCAACCUCUGGCUGCACAAGCAACUGCCGUCGGAGCCUUGACCCCACCACCAUGCAUUUAGGAUUUGAGUGGGUAUACAAGGCACUCCUUGAUGCAUGCACCUUAUGCUGUCUCCUAUCAUAAACUAGCCACCACAGAUACAAAUUAUGAGUUAUAAAUGGAUGUUCUCAUG